GGUUGCAGAAUGGACAGGUGAACUGAGAGUCCAAAUCUCCUGUCAUCUUCUUCUUAGGAGGGGGCUUUCUUUUAGACUUGCGGCGACCCAUUUCAAACAAACUCAAUCAAGUCUGUGUGAGAAGGAGACGAAAACAUGCAGCUUAAACAAUGAGAACAUGAGCUGUGGAGGAGAAUCACCAAAGAUAAAAUAAAACUUUUGACUGGAAAAUAACUCAAGUCGGGAGCUGCUGCAGCUCCAUAUUGGAUGUCAGUGAUGUGGACGGUGAAGGUGGUGGGUCUGGGUGUGGUGGCCCUCUCUCUCAGUGUGGAGCUGGUGGGUUGGCUCCUCCAUCGCCUCAGGCCUAAAAGAACCCGCAAUGAGGUCCUCUUCUUUCCCUCAAAGAUGGCCUGCAUCAACCACAUCUUCGCUCCUUCAUCGCCUCAGUUGUGUUUCUGCCCGUUGCCUCAUGGCGUAGAGACGUCUUUCUCCCGUCUUCUCCGCUGCAUCUUGUCUGCUUCCUCCUCUCUGGACUUGUGUGUAUUUUCCUUCUCCAACAUGGACCUUUCCAGGGCUGUGCUAACGCUGUAUAGUAGGGGCGUCACCAUCCGAGUCCUCACCGACAAGGACUAUGCCGCCAUCACUGGCACCCAGAUAGGGGUCCUUCGCAAGGCCGGGAUCUGUGUGCGUUGCGACGUGGACUCUGUUUACAUGCAUCACAAGUUUUCAGUGGUGGACAACCGGCUGCUCAUCACCGGCUCCCUCAACUGGACGCGGACAGCAGUGCAGAGUAACAUGGAGAACGUCAUUGUCACUGAGGAUCCAGACCUGGUGCGUCCCUUCAUCAAGGAGUUCCAAAAGUUAUGGCUGCACAACGAUCCAGCCCGAUACCCCUACUCAAGUGACCCAAAACCUGCUCACAAGGCUACCACACCCAGAACUGACAAGCCAUGAUGAGUAAUAAGUAAGAGCUGUUCAACGUUUGAAGUAGAAGGUAUGCAUGUAAAAACUGUUUGGUAAGCUGGGACACAAAACAUUUAGAAUAUUUUCUUAUAUUGAUAAGCAGACGGUUGCUUUAUGCUUUGGACGGCUUAAUGUGACGAUGUUACUGUUAAAUGGUAGAGGUUUAAUUUAAAUAUGUAUCGGAAAAGGUUCCCCAUUUAAGAGUUUUGGUCCUUUCUUUCCGUAUAUUUUAAUGGACUAAUAUUAGAAUAAUGACACUGUUGCUGUGGUCCGGUUCUAUAGAGAAUGCUUCAGUUGAGUGUUUUUCUAUAUUAUGUCCCAGGUUCACAGUACAUGUUUAGAAUUUUUGUUAUCUUCUUCUUUGUGUUCAUAGACUAAGUAAAAAAUAAAGGUUCACUGUGAGUGUA
This is a messenger RNA of Eleginops maclovinus (Patagonian blennie), 1349 nucleotides long. It is a transcript of the gene pld6, whose product is annotated as phospholipase D family, member 6. Lineage: Eukaryota; Metazoa; Chordata; Actinopteri; Perciformes; Eleginopidae. Gene Ontology annotation, molecular function: RNA endonuclease activity producing 5'-phosphomonoesters, hydrolytic mechanism. The transcript is spliced from 4 exons. The record is from RefSeq and is a predicted model, not a curated record. Gene Ontology annotation, biological process: piRNA processing. Gene Ontology annotation, cellular component: mitochondrion. The coding region runs from base 247 to 933 and encodes 228 amino acids.